Molecule: messenger RNA, 1919 nt
Organism: Trichobilharzia regenti
Lineage: Eukaryota; Metazoa; Platyhelminthes; Trematoda; Strigeidida; Schistosomatidae
Source: the annotation of a GenBank genome assembly
CCAAGAGCGCGUAGUCUAGAUUUGGCGUUACUUCUGACUCCAUGUGAAAAGAAGGAGGCUACAGGCAUUUGGCUUUUCCCAAAAUAUGGAUGAAAUUAUCCCAAAUUUAUGGCUUGGUCCAAUGCCAUUUUCAGAAAAUAUUCCCACGCUGAAAAAACAUGGAAUAUUAUCAAUUCUCACGUUGGAUAUUUUACCGUUGGAUCCUGUUGUCUUUAAAGAAUUCAAUAGGAAGUAUAUCUAUCUUCGUGAUGAACCUACACAGGACUUGUUGGAUUUACUUGAAGAUGCAUUAACUUUUAUCGAGAGUAGUAUAAAACAGUCGAGCAUCUUAGUGCAUUGUGCUAUGGGAGUGUCACGUAGUGCAAGUGUUGUCAUCGCUUAUAUUAUGCGACAGAAUUGCUUAUCUUAUGAUGAGGCUUAUACAAUUGUCAAUAGAAAACGAAGUGUCUUCCCCAAUAAUGGAUUCAUCAAUCAACUCAAAUUAUUUCAUGCGAUGAAAUGGAGGGUAGACCGAAAUUCCCCCUUGUUUCAACAAUAUUCAAUGCGAAAAAAAUUCUCCCCUUAUCAAGAUCAAAACAGUGAUCAUUUGACCAGCAGCGUCAAUAGCAGUCAGGCAGUCAGCCAUAACUUAUCCUGUAUACCAGCAACGUUUAAAUGUAAAAAAUGCAGACGUGUAUUAUUCAACUCAAAUCAAUUACGUGCUCAUCAAAAACCUGGAAAGACGCCCAACAUUAACUUCAGCAAUUCAUCACUAAAGUCUAGUACACGUGGUGAUGUUGAUGAUGUUGCCCAAGUGUCAAGUGUCCUGAUCAGUGGUAUCACAUUGAAUGACUCACCUGUACAAUGUGAUAAAGACGAGUUAUUCUGUGAUCCAUUAGAUUGGACACAGCAAUUUACAAGUGAAGUUGAAGGCAAGCUCUAUUGUCCUGGGUGCAAUACUAAAGUUGGUUCUUUCAAUUGGUGUGAAUCAUAAUCCCUUUGGGCUGUGAGUGACUGUCUGCUCCAUAUCACCCUUGUCCCCCAACGAACUCUUCGUUUCCCACUAGAGUACCAUUGAUUCUUCGCCGAUUUCCAUGGAGUGAUUGUGAGCGAGGUCACAUAUGUAGGUCAAAGUAGUAGGAUGAGAUCAGUUACAUUCGCAGAGAACAAAAACUUAGCAAAAUCUAAAUUAAACGAAGGCCAAAAAGAAAAGAAUACGCUUCAGUGCAAAAGAAGACACUCUAUUUGAAUCUGGAAUUCAGGAGAGACCCAGCAGCAGAUAUCCUUAAAAGGAGAAUCUCCAAUUCCCUGAAGAAGACUUUUCCGGCAGCAACUCUAAGAGUGAUAUUCUGCAGCCAACCACUACUUCGGAGCAACGGGAAGGACAGAUUUCCACAUAUGACCACUUCAGUGUGCAUUUAUCAGUUCAGCUGCUCUUGUGGAGCUAGAUACAUAGGUCGUUCUAUGCGGGUUUUAUCAAAAUAUGUUAGAGAACAUCAUCCAGCAUGGGUGCAAAGAGGAGGCACUGGUUCAAUCAGAAGCGCGAUAACUGAACACCUCGUCAAUACCUGUCACAGAAUCUCAACCAACUCAUUAUUCAGAGUCAUUUGCAAAGUAAAGAAUCUACCAAAGACAGUGUGUUUCCGAUUUCUUUGUACUGAGGAAGCUCUCACUAUAUGCAUCGUAAGGCCGAAGCUGUUUGUUCAAAAGAAACUAGUCCAGCCGUUACAACUACCAUGGACCUAGUUCGGUAUGUUCCCUUAUCCUUCAGAUUUUUUGUUUUGUUCUCUGUGUGUUUGUGUUUCUCUCUCUUUGUCUUCAUUCAGUUCAUCCCAUUUUUUUCGGUUAUAAAAUCAAAUAUUUUUAGUUUGUUUCCAUGCUCCUCCUGAUGACACUUGUAAUCCUUUUAGAAUAGCUAUUUGACAAUUAUAUUCUAAUCC